Molecule: messenger RNA, 671 nt
Organism: Racocetra fulgida
Lineage: Eukaryota; Fungi; Glomeromycota; Glomeromycetes; Diversisporales; Gigasporaceae
Source: the annotation of a GenBank genome assembly
AUCCGCCACCACCGAUCAUUUCUCUAAUCAUGUCUCGCAUGUUAUUAGAUUUCGGCGAAAUUAUCGUUACACAAGUUUACACAUCUUUUUCUGAUAGACUAUACACUCCCCGAAAUAAUAAAAAUAAAUUUUCGAUUGAUAUAUAUGGUGGUUAUGGUGAACGUCACGCUAUCUCUAAAGAGCUGACACAAGAUGUUAGAGAAAUUGUUGGUGCAUGUAAAGAUAUUGCUCAGAUUGUUGGGAAUCGAAUUUCUAUGGGCAUUCGCAGCCUUUAUACAAUGAAAUCAAUCCCUACAAAUUUAACUGAUGUGUCAUCACAACCAACGGGUGUUUCAAAAAUAUGGAAUUCCAUCGUUACAGAAUUGGUACUUAUUGAGAAAGAAGUUGUGAUGCUUUAUGGGACUGAGGAGGAAAAUAAUCUAGAUGAUCAAGAUACCGUACGAGCUCCUUAUGCUCAUUCAAAUUCUUCCUAUUCAUCCAUAAAUUCAAAUCGCCCGAAAACAUCAAACCCGUUUUUUGCCAGUUUUACACAUCUUACCUCUCAUAUAGAUAAAUUGUUUUCUGAUAGAAUUGAGAUUUUUGGAAUUGUUGAAGUUGGAAAGCCAGGAAUUAUGAUGGGUGUCAUAAAGAUAUUACUAAAGGUAUCUAUAAACCUAGAAAUCAGUAAUUAA